CGAAAAAGCAAAAGAUUUGUAUGAACAAGCCAUAGAAAUUCAAACAAAAGCAUUGGGACCUGACCAUGUUAAUUUUGCAAAAUUGUAUGACAAUCUGGGGUCGGUUUACAGUUAUAUGGGAGAGUACGAAAAAGCAAAAGAUUUGUAUGAACAAGCCAUAGAAAUUCAAACAAAAGCAUUGGGACCUGACCAUGUUAUUAUUGGGAUAACAUACAACAAUCUGGGUUUGGUUUACAAUGAUAUGGGAGAGUACGAAAAAGCAAAAGAUUUUAUUGAACGAGCGAUGAAAAUUGAAACGAAAGCAUUCGGAUCUGACCAUGUUAAAAUUGCGACAACGUACAACAAUCUGGGUUUGGUUUACAAUGAUAUGGGAGAGUACGAAAAAGCAAAAGAUUUUUGUGAACGAGCGAUAAAAAUUCACACAAAAGCAUUUGGACCUGACCAUCUUAAUGUCGCGAUAACGUACAGCAAUCUGGGUUUUGUUUACAAUAAAAUGGAAGAGUACGAAAAAGCAAAAGAUUUUUUUGAACGAGCGAUGAAAAUUCAAACGAAAGCAUUUGGAUCUGACGAUGUUAAUAUUGCGCCAACGUACAGCAAUCUGGGUUUGGUUUACAAUGAUAUGGGAGAGUACGAAAAAGCAAAAGACUUUUUUGAACGAGCGAUGAAAAUUCAAACAAAAGCAUUUGGACCUGACCAUGUUAAUAAUGCAAAAAGGUACAAUAAUCUGGGUUUGGUUUACAGAAAUAUGGGAGAGUACGAAAAAGCAAAAGAUUUUUAUGAACAAGCGAUGGAAAUUCAAACAAAAGUAUUUGGACCUGACCAUGUCAAUGGUGCGUCAACGUACAAUAAUCUGGGUUCGGUUUACCAAAAUAUGGGAGAGUACGAAAAAGCAAAAGAUUCUUAUGAGCAAGCGAUAGAAAUUCAAACAAAAGCAUUUGGACCUGACCAUGUGAAUAUUGGGAUAACGUACUGCAAUCUGAGUUUGAUUUACAAUGAUAUGGGAGAGUACGAAAAAGCAAAAGAUUUUUGUGAACGAGCGAUGAAAAUUGAAACGAAAGCAUUUGGAUCUGACAAUGUUAAUAUUGCGCCAACGUACAACAAUCUGGGUUUUGUUUACAGUAAAAUGGGAGAGUACGAAAAAGCAAAAUAUUUUUAUGAACGAGCGGUAGAAAUUAAAACGAAAACAUUUAGACCUGACCAUGUUAAUAUUGCACCAACGUACAACAGUAUGGGUCUGUUUUACAGUAAAAUGGGAGAACACGAAAAAGCAAGAGAUUUUUAUGAACAAGCGAUGAAAAUUCAAACAAAAGUAUUUGGACCUGACCAUGUCAAUGUUGCGUCAACGUACAACAAUCUGGAUUGA
This is a messenger RNA of Xenia sp. Carnegie-2017, 1363 nucleotides long. RefSeq names its product nephrocystin-3-like. The record is from RefSeq and is a predicted model, not a curated record. Lineage: Eukaryota; Metazoa; Cnidaria; Anthozoa; Malacalcyonacea; Xeniidae. The transcript is spliced from 3 exons. Bases 116 to 1363 code for a protein of 415 amino acids. Gene Ontology annotation, cellular component: kinesin complex. Gene Ontology annotation, molecular function: protein binding.